Molecule: messenger RNA, 5973 nt
Organism: Hemibagrus wyckioides
Lineage: Eukaryota; Metazoa; Chordata; Actinopteri; Siluriformes; Bagridae
Gene: mmp15b
Product: matrix metallopeptidase 15b
Exons: 10
Coding region: 682-2616 (644 amino acids)
Biological process (GO): proteolysis; extracellular matrix organization; collagen catabolic process
Cellular component (GO): extracellular matrix
Molecular function (GO): zinc ion binding; metalloendopeptidase activity
Source: RefSeq, a predicted model, not a curated record
GGUCCUGAAAACCUGAAAAAAAAUCUUUAAACCAGCAACAAAGCCAUGAACGCACGUGAGGCAUAGCCUGCGGCGAACACCUGAAAGAUCAGUACCUACUCUUCUUUUUGAAGUGGACGGAACUGACGUCACGCACUUUAUGUUUUCAAGUCGGGGGAAUUGUGUGUGUGUGUGUGUGUGUGUGCCCGCCUUGGUCCGAGGAAGGCGGGAUCUGGAUCGCACCUCGAACUGACGUUUCGCUCGGACGUGUGACUGCAACCGAGGCUUGUGCGUGCACGUGAAAAAGGAGGAAUAAACGCGGCGUGGACACACCCGCGGGAUAUGAUAUGAUCCCCACGAAACUUGUGCCAGAGAAGCGGACCUCUUUGAGUUUUGGGUCCAACCCCUCGCAACUCGACUACACCUAUUGCCUCCGGUCAUUUAAACCUGCUUGAGUGUCAGCUCGCGCACAAGAAACGUUUCCAGCAUUCGAUACUUGGGAGUAGAGGAACAAGGGAGAAGCGAGCAGGGGACAGUGCACAGCUUCAGGGCAAUGCAGCUUUUGUAGACUUGAAGGUCUUUUUGCAAGUUUUUAAACGAGGGGACUCGAGAUCAUUUAGACUCAUCUUUGAGGAUCUGGCAUCCUACAAGAUAGAUCUGGCAUCCUACAAGAUAGAUAAAUUUUGAUCCAGAAUUGUGAGCAUGGCAUCAUUUUGGCAUGUGAUGCUCUGGAGAUGGACACUGGUUCCUUCAUUCCUGGUGCUUCUUUUGUGCGGGACACUCACAUUUGGAGAUGAUGACUUCAAUGCAGAGUCCUGGCUCCGGCUGUAUGGAUACCUCCCUCAGGCGAGUAGGCAGAUGUCCACUAUGCGAUCGGCUCAAAUCCUAUCCAAUGCCAUCAGUGACAUGCAGAGAUUCUACGGCCUGGAGGUCACAGGAGAGAUGGAUCCAGCAACUAUUAAAGCCAUGAGGAAGCCUCGCUGUGGGGUUCCGGAUAAGUUCGGGGGUCAAAUCAAGACUAAUGUUCGCAGGAAACGUUAUGCCCUCACUGGCCACAAGUGGGACAAAACCCACUUGACCUUUAGUAUACAAAACUAUACUCCUAAGAUUGGGGAGUACAACUCCUACGAAGCCAUUCGUAUGGCCUUCAAGGUGUGGGAGAAGGUAACCCCUCUGACGUUCGAAGAGAUUCCCUAUUUGGAGGUCAAAUAUGGCCGGCGAAAGGAACCUGACAUCAUGAUCUUCUUCGCCUCUGGUUUCCACGGUGACAGCUCCCCGUUUGAUGGCGAGGGAGGCUUCUUGGCACAUGCCUACUUCCCUGGUCCAGGGAUGGGCGGUGACACGCACUUCGACUCAGACGAGCCAUGGACAAUUGGAAAUGAGAAUUUGCAAGGAAAUGAUCUGUUUCUGGUAGCAGUGCAUGAGCUGGGUCAUGCUUUAGGUCUGGAGCACUCCAAUAAUCCUUUGGCUAUUAUGGCUCCCUUCUACCAGUGGAUGGACACGGAGAACUUCCAGCUUCCUGAGGACGAUCUCAAAGGCAUCCAGCGGAUCUAUGGACCACCUAACAGUUCCCCAACUCAGGCUCUUCCCACCGUGACCCCUCGCCGGCCCAACCAGCCUAAGAACCCACCAGGAGCCCCACCACGUCGUCCAGACCAACCACGCACCACUGACCGCCCGGAUCAGUAUGGCCCCAACAUCUGCGAGGGCAAUUUUGAUACGGUCACUGUGCUCCGUGGAGAGAUGUUUGUUUUCAAAGGUCGCUGGUUCUGGAGGGUCCGAAGAAACCGAGUACUGGAUAACUACCCCAUGCCCAUCGGCCACUUUUGGAGAGGUCUUCCAGGAGACAUUGAUGCAGCGUAUGAGAGACACGAUGGUAGAUUUGUCUUUUUCAAAGGGGAUCGGUUCUGGAUUUUCCGGGAGGCCAACCUGGAGCCAGGCUAUCCUCAGGAGCUGGUAGAUUAUGGCCGGGAUAUUCCUUAUGACAAAAUAGAGACAGCGAUCUGGUGGGAACCAUCAGGCUACACCUACUUGUUUAAGGGAGACAGGUACUGGCGUUUUAAUGAGCAGUCACGCGCAGUGGACCGAGACUACCCUAAACCAAUCAGUGUUUGGGAUACGUCAGUACCCAUAUCCCCCAAGGGAGCUUUCCUCAGCGAUGAUGGAGCUUACACGUACUUCUACAAAGGCAGCAAGUACUGGAAAUUCGAUAACCACAGGAUGAAGAGUGAGCCUGGAUACCCCAAAUCCAUUUUGAGAGACUUCAUGGGUUGCAACGUCGACCUGGAUCCCGACCGAGACACAGACGUAGACCCGGGAAAGAAGUGGCCUGACAGACCCCCCUUCAACCCAGACGCGGGCCAAGACAAGGACAAGGAGAAAGAAAAGGACAAGGAUCUAGAUCGCACCAACGAGGUGGACACCAAGGACGGGACGGAAAAGGAGACAAACGACGUGGACGUGGUGCUGAAGAUAGACGAAACGGAGCGCACCAUGAACAUCAUCAUGGUGACUGUGCCGCUGGUCCUGGUGCUGUGCAUCCUGGUGCUGAUCUACGCCAUCAUCAACACUCUGCAAAGGAAAGGAGCACCCAAGUACUUUGUGCACUGUAAGCGAUCCCUGCAGGACUGGGUUUAACUUAGACUCUUAGGUUUCAACUCUGACCUCUGAACCCUUGACCUCUCUUCCCUUUCAUCCAUGUCGUUUUUCAUCUUCCUAAUAUAUUUACAUUGCACACACACACACACCCCUUAUCCUCUGUUAUCCUAUGGUGCUGUCCUAAUGCAUUGACUGUAGUCUAUUUAUAUGAGAGUUUGCACAUUUGUUAUUGUUAUUUUCCUUCCAUUCAUCAUGGUUUUGUGUCCCCCCCCUCUUUUUCAUUCAAUUGUGCACAUUUCUUUUUAAUCUCUAAACAAGGAAAAUUUUCAUUGUGCUAUAAGAAACUGCCAUACAGCUUAGGAAGCCUACUCUGGAUGUGAAAAACUGAGAUGAGAGAAACCUGAAGCAUGCGCAGUACAAAAAAAAAAGGGAAGAAAAGGAGCCAAUCUCUGAGAUCUAAAUAACUGCUCCCUUUUACUCAGGAUUCAGCUGUCGUCUAUUCGCUGACUGGAGAAGCCAAACGGGAAAGACCUGUUGUAGAAAACAAUCCGUUUUCAACACGACUGGCCAUUUAGAGCUCUACUUGAGGCACGCUUGCCAACGAUGAAGAAAAUCCAAUGUGUUUUAUUGCCUUAGUCGAAGCACUCACACUAUUGUUUUAACAACGGUGCCUUGGUCUCGCCAGCCAAAAGCCUUCCUGUAGUUUUACUCCUAUAGGAGGAGCCCCUUGAUCUCCCUCGCGUGUUGCUUUCUCUCUAUGAUCCUAUGAUACUGUUUGACCGCAAUCUUUUAUUGUCAGAGGAGUGUAGCUCACGUGGUGCUUUUUCUUUAGGACAAAACAAGGCAGCGUACUGUGAAACCACACUGCAGGGGGACGGGAGGGAACAUAUGAGGUACUGGAUGCUGAAGGAGGUGGGGGUUUUUUUUUUGUUGUUGUUGUUGAUGUAGGAACCAUUAGCCAAGUGUAGGCUUGCUUUAAACAAUAUAAUCAAAUGCAUACACAAGAUAAGGCUUAUAAAAACAUACCACUAGUAUAGUAUAUACCACUUGAGAGGACCAAUUGAAAAAUAAAUAUAAGGCAUUUGCGUUUCUUGAGCUGCGGUCAUAAUUAAAGGCCUUGCUGGGCCUCUUUCUCUGCCCUGUUACAGGCUGUUAGAUAAUCCUCUCAUUUUAAAAACAGCAGGUGGGUAAAAACGUCGCUAACCUCCCACCAGGGUAACAUGAGGCCUUCUGCACCUAAGAAAUCCUACUCUGAUCUGCUGAGGCAUGUAGAGUAAGCAAGAGAGAGAGAGAGAGAGAGAAUGUGUGAUCGUUCAAAGGGAGGUGGUUCAGCUGUGGAAACCUUAUCUGCCAUUGGAAGAAGCUUACAGUGUUUUGCUCUAGAGACAACUUUACUAUAUACACAUUUCAAGGGUGGUGCAGAGGAGCCUGAGCUGCGAGAAUAUCCUCGUGAGGACAGCAAGGAAGAGGACGGAGCAGAUCCUCAUAUGGAAGCAGGCUGGCAUACGUUCAUGGCAUCCACUCUGCCACUGGUUAUUUCUGCACCACAUAUUUUUGAAUGGGAAACAGGAUCUGCUGCUGGCAUUCGGUCUCCGUCCAUUCAGCAACCACGAGGUGAUCUGGAUUCGACAUGUCGCUCGCACUCCUCAAGAUUCAAACCUGAACUUGGUUUUGAUUUGAUCGUUAGAUUCUUUUAAGUUGUAAAUUUUCACCAGAAAGCGAUUUGCUUAGCGUAACCUCGAAACGGCAAUUCACUUUAAUUCAUUCAUUGCACUUUUUUUUUUGGGAGAAAUGAAGCAGCUCUGUGCCAGGGUAGAAAGUUUCCGUGUUCACAAAGGCACAGAGGAUGGCGUAGAUGAGAGAGGGAAAGUGAGUGGUACUAUAAAUAUUGCCUUGUCGGGCAAGGUUGACUCGAGACCACUUUCAUAAAUAUUAUGGAGAGACUAGAGGAGACGGAGGACAGUCAUGACUUGCAUGCCAUUGCUGAUGGAGGCCGUUCAGCUCCCUUGCCAGGCAGUACCCUUCCCCCUCCGUUUGAAGAGGAGAGUUAAUCAGAGAUAAAAGCUGUUCCUCCUUUCCUCUCCUCUCCUCUCUCCUUUCCUCCAUCCCCUCCUUCUCAGAUCAAUGAAGAAUACACAAACAAUGCUUAUGGGGAUCCAGAAUUCGAGACUUCACGCUCAACCCCCGAUGUGUUCCCAUCCUAGCAGGCGUUUACUUGCUGCUCCGCACCUUUUGUGGCCUUGCUUCGAGAGACCUUCUGGCUGUUUUGGUGUACUAGCUGAUUAAUGUUAUCUUUGUGUUUGCUUAGGCAAUCGAAACCAAAUGCUCUGUCGAGGCUGUUUAAAGUGAACAUGUCCAGUAAACACACUGUUCAUGUGAAUCGUUCACAGAGGAAAGGCUCGCUUAAGAUCUUUAACCUUUGAUCACAGAUCUUUCCUGAAGCUAGAGCUAGCUGCGAGAGUACACUGAGCAUGAUCUGAAUCCUUAAUCAUUUUACAUGGUGGAGAUAAAACAGGAGUGAUUAUGCUGGAGAACGGCUAAUAGAUAAUCAAAGCUGUGCACAGAUCUGUGUAAUGAGAAUGUUAGUAUCCAUGCUUCAUUCUCUCACUCAUGUCAACUCCUGUACAAAUAACAAUGGACCCUCUUACUUCGGGCAUUAUUGUCCUGCAUAGUACUUAUUCUGGCCAACAGGAAGAAAGUCUGGGCUUUAAGCCAAAUCCAGGAAGCGUCCUCCCACAAUCGCUCACUCUUGCAUAGCAUUCUUAAAGGCAUUGUGGGUUUUAGUAAAAUAUUUCUUGAAGUUGCAGCUCAGUGAGUUUGUUUUUAAGUUUUUUUUUUAAGUAUACAUGUCUUUCUGCAACACGGAUCUCCACAAAUUAACAGACGGUGACCUUUCUCACUCUCUGUCUUUUGAUUUAUGCAUGAAACAAGAGUAGAUCUCUGUUAUUCAUCUGUCCUGCUAAUUUCUUUAAUCCCAUACUGUAAUUGCUAAAUAGAAGAAAGAAAGAAAAAAAAAAAACGAUGUCAUAGUGCCGGAAAUCUGUUAUAUUUUAACUGUAGCCUUGACAGUGUCAGGAUUUUUGUCAGUAUUAGGCCACUUGUGUCUGGACUGAGAAUAAUUUUCACUAUAGUUGUUAAUCUACACAUUGACCGUACGUCUGUUCCUGUAUCACUGUAUCGCAAAGCAUCUCACGUUACCCCAUGAGCCAAGUGUCAUGCCUUUUAACAAAGCAAAUCCAUGCACAGACUGAAUAAUUAAUCAAAUCAGGUAAAGAAAUAAAAGGCUCACUCGUGUUGCUAAAGCAAUGUCAUGACAAUGUUGUGCAACUUAUAUAGUGCUGCAAUUAUUUUUGGAAAAAGAAAAGGAAAAAAAAAAAACCUCAUGUUUAUUAAUAA